GUGAGAAUGGCGUCGAAGAAGAAGGGUAAAGAAGUCGCCGGAGAGGACUCGUCGUUGUCGGGGAAGAGAAAGCGCAGCGACACUGCCAAGACCGGCCCUCGGCAGAAGAGGAAGAACCCCGCCGUUCUUCAGUUCUUCGAGGAUGCUGCGUUAGAGGUUGACGAUGAUGACGACGACGACAGCGAUCUAUUAUUUGUCGUAGGGGACUUCCUGGAUGAUGAAUUCAAAACAGAGGAUAAAGUCAAGAAUGAACCAGGAAAAGCUCAUCACCUUCCAUUUUUUCUAAAAGAGGAAAACCUUAGUGAGGAAGAACUACAAAAAAUUCUGGAUGAGCGUUACAAACCAGGCUCCAGUUUUGUUACAUAUGCAGAAGAUAAGUGUAAAACAUUGAAUGAAGGAAAUGCAGUCAGGCCAUUGUCUAGUGAUCCAACCAUCUGGAAAGUCAAAUGCAUGGUUGGACGUGAGAGGCGUUCUGUUUUCUGUUUAAUGCAGAAGUAUGUGGACAAGCACUCUCUUGGAACUGAGCUGCAAAUAAUUUCUGCAUUUGCGCUUGAGCAUGUGAGGGGUUUUAUUUAUAUUGAAGCUGAAAGGCAAUUUGAUAUUAAUGAGGCAUGCAAAGGGAUUUGUACUAUAUAUUCAAGCCGACUAGUACCUGUCGCAAAGAAUGAAGUUUCUCGUUCGUUCUGUGUGCGAAGAAAAUACAAUGAAGUUUCAGUGGGCACCUGUGUCCGAGUGAAGAAUGGGAAAUACAAGGGGGACCUCGCACAGGUUAUAGCUGUGAAUGAUGCACGGAAAAAAGCUACAGUAAAGCUAGUCCCCAGAAUUGAUAUGCAUGCAAUGGCUGAAAAUCUUGGUGGAGGAAUUGCUUCCAAGAAGAUUGCUAUUCCACCACCGAGAUUAAUCAGCUCUACUGAACUUGAGGAGUUCCGGCCAUUCAUACAGUAUAGACGUGAUCGUCACACUGGCCAAACUUUUGAGGUUCUUAAUGGGCUAAUGCUCAAAGAUGGUUAUUUAUACAAAAAAGUAUCAACUGAUUCAUUAAGCUUCUGGGGUGUAAUGCCUUCAGAUGAUGAGCUCUUGAAGUUUGAAACUUCUAAGAAAGAAGAAUCUGAUUGUGAAGAGUGGCUUACCCAGCUUUAUGGUGAACAAAAGGAAAAAUGCAUUAUAAAGACUGACAAAUGUGGUGGGAAAGUCAAGGGUUCGACAAGCUCUAGCAUGGCAAGUAGUUUUGAAGUGCACGAUCUUGUGUUUUUCAAUCCAAAGGGUUUUGGGGUUAUUGUAGGCACAGAGAAUGAUGAUAACUUCAAGAUUUUAAAAGAGGGUCCAGAAGGACCAGAGGUGGUGACUGUUGAACUGAAACAGUUGAAGAAUGGGUCCUUCGACAAGAAAUUCAUUGCACUAGAUCAUCACAUGAAAACAAUAUCAAUUAAUGAUACUGUCAAGAUUUUGGAAGGUCCAUUGCAGGGUCAGCAAGGGAUUGUUAAGAAAAUUUAUAGAGGAACAAUGUUCUUAUAUGAUGAAAAUAAACAGGAAAACAGUGGCUAUAUGUGCUGUAAAUCUCAGAUUUGUGAGAAAAUUAUACUUUCUGAUGACGCACGUAAUGGAAAGGUUGUACGUCUUAUUACUCAAGUGUACUAGGUUUUUUCCCCCCCUUUUCUUUCUAAUGUAUUGUUCUGUUUUAAUCAGGGUGGUAAAUCAGGGCCUCCAGCCAUUGACAAUUUCUUGGCAUGUCCUAAAUCCCCUCUGUCACCUAAAAAGCCUCAGAAAAUGAGGGAAAAUAACAGCAACUUCAACCGAGAGGAUAAAGAUGGAAUUUUCUCUAUUGGUCAAUCAUUGAGAAUUAGAGUGGGUCCUCUGAAGGGAUACCUGUGCCACGUGUUGGCUGUACGUGGUUCUGAUGCCACAGUAAAGCUUGAUUCUCAGCAGAAACUUCUUACAGUUAAAUGUGAGCAUCUUUCCAAGGUUCGUGGAAAGCAUUCUGCCAUUUGCUUGGGUGUUGAUGCAGAAUCUACAAAACCAUUUGAUCUGCAUGAAAAAGACUGCUCCGGAGAUCGGAUGGCGGGAGCUGGAACAUUAGUGAAGGUCAAAAGGUUGGUUGCAGGAGGACUGUCUACAGAAAGGAGCUCUUGUCCUGCUUUCCCAUCUUCAGGCGUCUCGCUUCUGCCAGAAUCCAGCUUUGCAAAUCCUCUUAAUUCUGUUGAUAAAGGAAGGAAUGCUACUAAAAACCUGACAAGCAGCUGGAGUAAAGCAACUGCUGGUAAAAACCCACUGAGUUCUCGGGGCAAAGGAAAAUGUGAUGGAAAUGAUUUAUCUAUUUGGAGAAAAGCAAUUGAUUCAGUUGAUAAAGGCACUGGUGAGAAAAUUCCAGAAGGUUCAUGGGGCAAAGCUGCAGAAAAGUGGAGCGAUAUAGAGGGUUUUAGUGGAAGCAAGGCAGCUUGGAAUGGUUCUCUUGCUGAACCCAGGAAUCAAAUUGUGGGAUGGGGUAAUGCAGGUGGGAAUAUAGGAGAUGAGUCCAAAAAAAUGACAGUUCAAAAUGACAGUUGGUGUAAGCCAUUGGGUGGGAACCAAGGAUUUGGUGGUUGGAACAAAAGUGGAAUGGGAAAGGAGGGUGGCACAGAUCAACGAGAAAGAUGGGUUAGGACAGAAACAUUUGAUAGAGGGCGUGGUUCAGGUGGGAGAAGGGGAAGAGGAGGCAGUCGAGGAGGCAGAGAUCAAGUUGGCAGAGGAAGAUCAUUUGCUCGAGGCCAGGUGGGAGUUCCGGAAGAUUCUAGGGGUAAAGCUGCGGAGAAGUGGAGCAGUAAAGAUGGGGCUAGCGGAACAAAGGCAAUCUGGAACCAAGGCAGUAAAAAUGGUUCUUGGGGUAGUUUUGAAGGAUCUUCAUGGAAUAAACAAAGUGGUGGAUCUUCUUGGACUAAGCAAACUCAUGUGAACACAGGAGAUGAGUUCAAUGAAAGGACAGAUCAAAAAUACAAUUGGGUUAAGCCAUUUGUUGGGGACCAAGGAUUUUCUGGUUGGAAGAAAAAUGGGAUGGGAAAAAUAGAGGACACAGGCCAACAAGAGAGCUGGGAUAGGACAAAAACAUUUGAUGGAGGGCGUGGUUUAGGUGGGAGAAGGGGAAGAGGAGGUAGGCAAGGAGGUAGAGAUCAAUUUGUCAGAGGCAGAUCGUUUGAUCGAGGAGGAUAUGGAGGUAGAGGUGGAUCAGAGAAAGGAGGUUUUCGAGGCAGAGGUCAAUCAAACAGUGGAGGGUAUGGAGGCAGAGGUGGAUCAGAGAUAGGAGGUUUUCGAGAUAGAGGUCGAUCAGACCGUGGAGGCUAUGGAAUUAGAGGCAGAUCUGAUAGGGGAGGCUUUCAAGGUAGAGGAAGGUCAGAAAGGGGAGGUUUUGGAGGCCAAGGCCAUGGGAGGAAGGAUCAAAACGAUGAUUGGCGCAGCAAAAAUGAUUUUGUUGAGAGAUGGAAGAGUAAUGAUAGUGGAGGCAGAUGGAACCAAGACAAUGGUAACAGGGGCCAAAUUUGGAAUUCUGGUUGGAAUCCAUCAAAAGGAACUCUGGGAAGUGGAGCUGCUAAUGGCCAAGCUGGUGGGUGGAACCAAGGAACUACUGACUCUGCUAAAAGAUGGAGCACCAGCUGAUACAUGGGGCAAGGCCAAUGAUGGACGUGGCAGAAGAGGCCAAACUCUCAAAGUAAUUACAUUAUCUAGGUAUAAUUGCAUAUUUGGUUUUUUUAUACUAGUGCCCAUUGGUAGAUUUCAAACUUUCUUCAAGUCUAACUGUCAGUUUUUAAUUAGAAGUAACAGAACUGUGCUUUUUUUUCUUUUUUCUUUUUUUGUGGCCUUUUAUCGUUCAUGUUUAGUUUCUCUAAAUUAAUUAU
Molecule: messenger RNA, 3866 nt
Organism: Camellia sinensis
Lineage: Eukaryota; Viridiplantae; Streptophyta; Magnoliopsida; Ericales; Theaceae
Source: RefSeq, a predicted model, not a curated record